Molecule: messenger RNA, 939 nt
Organism: Closterium sp. Naga37s-1
Lineage: Eukaryota; Viridiplantae; Streptophyta; Zygnematophyceae; Desmidiales; Closteriaceae
Source: the annotation of a GenBank genome assembly
AUGGCGGCGUUGGGAGCGCUAGCAACCCGGGGAGCGGCCGUCGCCGCGAAUGGCGCUCUCAUCACGUGCACCGCGCGGCGACAAGCAGUCGCUGGCCUCGUCACCCGUCGCACCCAGUCGCCAGGCUUGUCGCUACGUCGCCAACCUCACUGCUCAAAUCAACGACCAGAAGCGCCAUUCCACGAGUACCUGGAGAACCCCAACCGUGUCUUUGACGCAUUCUUCCCGGACAAGCAGCGCUCAGAAAAGCUCUCCGAGGACGAGUGGCGAAUCCACAUGCUGCCAAUCACCUUCUUCCUCGUCACAGCGCGCCCAAUAGUGGACAUGCGAAUUUUUCUCGACAGCCCCUCCCUGCUGCUGGAUAGGGUUCGAGAUGCCUCCUCUGUGAAACACGUCAUGCGCCUGCAAGCGACCAACUGGGAGCUCAAAGGAGUGGACUACGACCCUGCCAACUUCUCUCUUGACGUGCGCGGAUCUCUUUUCGCCCAGUCUGCCGCCCGACCGAACCAGCCCGCUGUUACCACCAGCUACGCCAGCAGCAGCAGGCAAGCGCAGGGGAACGGCUCUAGCUUCAGCUUCAGCAGCAGCAGCAGUAGCAGUGCUGUUGGUGGUAACACUGUGACCGCUUACAGCAGCACCAGCAGAACUGGCAGCAGCAGCAGCAGUAGCAGCAGCAUGAGCUACGGUGGCCUGCAGAGUGCUGGCCGGAGUAUGCUGCAAGGGCAGAUGGCGGUGACGGUGGGCAUGCAGGUGCCGCCCAACCUCUUCCUCGUGCCUCGGCAGUCCAUUGAGGCUGUUGGCAGCGCGGUGUUACAGCAGCUGCUGGCAUCAAUGAAGGACCGGGUGAACAACCGAGUGCUCAGCGACUAUGCCAAGUUCUCUGCCGAGCGCGCCCGCUCUGCUGCCACCUCAAGGCAGCUCCCCAACUCCAAGGCCUAA